GACUCGUUCCCUCGCGCAGUAACACAGUUACCGUUGCGCGCGCGGCGUCGCUCUCUCUCGCACGCUGUACUCCAUCACCGCGCACGACACGCACACGUCCGCCGCCGCCGUCGCCGCUGCCGUCGUCUCCCCCCCGUACGUACGGCACGCACGCAUCACGCUGACGAGAAUCCGCUGAUAGCCGACCGAUCGCCAUGGCAGAGGAGUAUCUGUACGGAAUCACCCUCGAGGGACCGAACGCGACCGAGGUAUGGGACCCGGAGCACAAGAACGACGACUCGGACGGCACGGCCCAGAACAUCGCCGGCGCCGACCAGAAGCUCAUCAUAAAGAUGGUUCUUCUGGGGCCAGAGGCUAAACCCGGGGAGCUCAAUGUCCUGCAGGUUGAGGCGAUGGGAUUGAAGGGGCCCGUGAAAACUCCGAUUGCACUGCUGGAGAUGGGAAAGACUGCACAGAUCAUUCUUGAUCUCAGUUUGCCGGAUCCUCCAGUCACGUUCACGUUGGUGAAGGGCAGCGGCCCCGUUCACAUAGUAGGACAUAAUCUUCUUGGUGCGCAUAUUGAAGAAUUCGAAGACAUGGAUGAUGAAAUGGAGGAAGAGAAUAUUGACGAUGAGGAGGAUGAAAAGGAUCCUGAAGAUGACGAGGACGAGGAUGACGAACCUAAGAAGAAGAAUGCUAAAUUAACAGCCGCAGCAAAAUACAAAAAUCAGGCUAACAAGAACAAGAAAAAAUAAAAAAUGAGCCUUAACAUUAUGAAAAUAAAACAAACUCUUAAGUUAAGAUACUACACAUAAGUCCAUCAUUAUCAUCCGCAUUUGUGCGAAUCUAGUAUCAUUUCAUCGAUUUAUCAUUCGAUAAAAUGAUGCCUUCCACUUUUCUAAAGACACAACUGGACCAACAAAAUAUUAAUAAGAUAAUUAUUUUAAAAUGACUUUGGGUGAUAUUGUUAGUAUGAAAAACGAUACGAUUUGUUUUACUUCAAAAAUGUUUUUUUCUGCUUUAGCUGAUCUUUUUUUAUGCUACUUCCCAAAAUGAAGUUUACAGUUAUUUCAGUUAUACAGAACAUUUGCGUAAAGUAUGUCUCUGGUAUGUAUACUUGAAUAUUUUUCAAGAUAAUGUAUAUUUAGUUGCACAUGGAAUUUAAUAUUGAAGAGAAAAACACGUUUAUAACAAGAUUUUUAUAAAUAUAAUUUCUCCGUCUCCAAAGUGAUCUUUUAUUAUUUUGAAAUACUAACGUGGUUUCAGAUAAAAUUGAAUAUUUUUCGUCUUUAUAAGAUUUUAUGCUGUUGAUAGAAAGGAGAACAUCUUGAAACGAAUAUUUUUUCCUCUUUUUCUUGGUGAAUUUCCAUAUAACACAAAACACGUAAUUUUAAAUAUGGUGUAAUGAAACAGUGUACUCUAUUAUUUCUGGCCCAGUUGUUAUUGUCAAAUUUGUGGAAAGCAUAAAUUAAUUUGCAAUGAGAGAUUUUGUACUUCAAAUUUUUUCUGACAGUGUUCAUAUCGACGGGACUCUUUCAGAGAUGCAAAAACAAUAUUCUAAUGUAACCAUUUCAACGCGAUUUUUGAAAAUAGUUCUCUUCAUCUAAGGAAUUACGAAACUAAGGCUUCAAUAUGAUGUAUAAUUUAUUUUCGUGUGUACAAGAUGGGGAAAAGAUUAUUAGUCAUUCAAAAAUCCUAAUUCCAAAAUUUUAUUUACGUCUCAAAAAAUAUCAGCAUGAAAAGGAGAAAAUACACGUCAUUUAAAUAUUCAUUCCAUUUGAUGAAAGGUAAUAGAAACGGGAGUUACAGGUGUACUAAGUAAAGAAACUGCUCUUACAUCAGUGUCAUAUGCUAUUGAAGCAUGUGUGAUGCAUGUGUAAAAAACGUGCGAUUGAUAAGUAGUCUGUACACCUAUUUUGUACAUAUACGAUACAAUAAAAAAUUUCACAACUUUUAAAAUCC
This is a messenger RNA of Vollenhovia emeryi, 1941 nucleotides long. RefSeq names its product nucleoplasmin-like protein. The record is from RefSeq and is a predicted model, not a curated record. Gene Ontology annotation, cellular component: cytoplasm; nucleoplasm; nucleolus. Bases 195 to 734 code for a protein of 179 amino acids. NCBI's taxonomy places the organism in Eukaryota, Metazoa, Arthropoda, Insecta, Hymenoptera, Formicidae. Gene Ontology annotation, molecular function: chromatin binding; RNA binding; histone binding. Gene Ontology annotation, biological process: chromatin remodeling. The transcript has 5 exons.